AAAAAGUAUCAUAAUUUUAAAAAAAAAAAAAAAAAAAAAGAGAUCGGAACCUUCGGGUGCUUGCCAUCUGAAUCUCUUUCUUGAGCCUUGCAAACACAGCCAAAACCCAGGUGCAGACCACGGAGGCUUGUAGUGAGAUAAAAUCAUUUGACCUUACUGAGUAAAAGGAGGGGGAAAAGUGCCACUUGGUCACGUGUAAUAGUCAGCAAUUAGAUUGUAUUGGCCCUGUGUAAAUGUACUAAGGCAUACUUCUAAAUGAGCUUAAUGAGAGGGCUCUGCCUGAAAGCUCUCGCUUCAACUAUCUAGACGGGAAGGUUUAACAAAAUAUUUCUUCUGUCUUGCAAGCCCUGCCUCAUUUUUACACGCUCAAGCCAUUGCAGGUUACAGCACUGCUGUUUCACAAAGGCAGCUUUGCCAUUUGUUUUUCUGUUGGGAUGUAUUGUAAGAUGCUCUGUAUCUCUAAUCAUCCUUCAAUCUCUUUUCUGUAGUUUUUCUACAAUAUCCUUCUGCAAUGUGUGCAUGCUAGGUUAUCCCGGUACUCAGGAAACUGUGUGUGGAGUUUUCAUGAUGUUUUCUGUUUUGCCUUUUGUUCUGUAUUUAGUAACUCGGGUAUUCUGUUUGCUCUUUGAUUGUCCUAAAUAAUAUUGUACUGUCAAGACACCGUCACUCUGGCAGUUUGUUUCUUUUACGGCUGUGCUGAAGAUUUUACGCACCGCUACAGGUGUAUAGAAUGGAAACUUUCUUGCAGUGUAUAAAGUAGUCUUUUUUUCCUCUGUAUUAUUUUUCUUAUUGCUUUCUUUUAUGCCAGGUUUGGUCUACAAGGAAGACUUCCUCAUGUCUCUCAGCUUGAUUUCUUUAGGAAUCUUGAUAAGGGAUGUUUUUGAAAGAUUUGGGGAAAUUCAAGUACUUAAUAUUGUCUGGCUGGUAUUCACUGACUCUUUUUCAGAAAAUUCUGAUGGAACCAUUAGGCAUGACUUUUCUGUAUGAAAAGGAAAAAGAAAAAAAAAUCUAUGAAAGUUAUUAAUCCAUGUUUACUCACUUUGCUCAUUUACUUUCCUACAGGAGUAGUAAGACUUCAUUAGUCUGUGGUUUCUCAGGUACUCUCAGAUUCUUUGUAAGAUAUUUGAUGUGCUCUGUUCUCAUGGCACCAAAUUCUGACUGAAACAUGUUAUAGUUGAACAGUUUUAAGGGUCUUUAAAAGUGGUAUUGUACAUUAAAACUAUAAACAUACGAUACCACAUGUUCAGUGUUAUAAAUAUCUCUUAUUAGCAUUUGAGUUCAAGGGUUCCUCAGAUGUAUCACUGGUAUAGGAAAAAUAGGAAAAUAAUAAGAACCUCUGUAUUUAAAAAGAAGAUAAAAUAGUCAAAGUUUAGGCAUUUCCCACCCCCCAGCUUCCCCUCUUCUCCCUUCCAUAUGAAUCAAAACUGAGAUUUAACAUGAGUCCCACAUCAAUUUCAGUGGUUCAGAAUCUCUUUUCUCAGGAGCAGCUGUUGUUGAAAUAGACAAGAUUGCCCAUUUUCAGUUUGGGGGAGCUUUUACUUCAGGUCUGUUUAAUAUGGUGUUUUUCCACACUUCUAGCUGUGUAUCAUCAUCUUUUGGCAUUUCACACAGGGGAGGUCUGUGACAUUAUUUUACUUGUGAGGAGAAUUAAAAAAAAAAAAAAAGCAGUAUCUUCUAAAAGCAGAGAAAUUUAGCCACUUAAUCGUGUGCAGAAGAAAAGGCAGACCUAUGCUGUUCCAGAGAAAGAAGGUGGGGGAAGAUGCAAAGCAGCUUUUAUAAAUUGUAUCAUGAAACAAAUAAUGACUGAAACAGAGCAACUCCUACCAGAGUUAUCCAGCAUCCCUCAGCCAGUGAGACUAUUAACUAUGAUGUUAAGGCUUUUGGAUCCUCUCUGCCUGUUAAGGUUAUGGAAGCCCUGAAGAAGGCUGAUGCUGAUGACCAGCUGAGUGUUCAAGUGGAUGAAAGUGGAUGGGCCUGGCUAGUCCAUAAAGAGAGGCUGAUUAUUUGGAAGAUUGGUCAAUCUCCAGUAGCUAAGUUAUCUCUGUGCAAGGAACUGCAGCUGCCACCCAGUGACUUCCAGUGGAAUUCUAGUUUAGCAGCUAUAUCUUGUCUCACCUCCUCAGGUGAAGCGCCUUCUCUGCAGUCUCUGGCAAUAAUGGUUGCUACCAGUGAAGGUUCUGUGCGCUACUGGCCCAAUCUUGCACAUGAAGGUUCCUAUACAGAGGCUUUCACAGACUUUGGAGGCUCUCUGUGCAGUUUCCUAACAGCAGUAAAGGGAGGAAGCUUUAUUUUAUCAUCUUCCAGAGGCCAGCUAGUUCGACUGAUACCAGAUAGUUCUGGCAAGAUUCAUCAGCAUGCCCUGCCACAGGGUCAGGGCAUGUUUUCUGGAAUUGGUAGGAAGGUUUCUUCUCUUCUGGGUAUAUUGUCUCCUGGACAUGAUGCUGUGAUUUCUAGCGUUCUUUGGGAUGAAGAGAGAUCAAGCUUUUAUAUGCUAACAAGUUCAAAUCUAAACAAAUGGGAGAUUGAUGAUUCAUCAGAACGUUAUAUCCUCAGCUGGGAUAUCAACAGGAUCCUGAAAGAACAUAUUACAGAUGCAAUUUGGGGUUCUGAAAGUAACUAUGAAGAUAUUAAAGGAGGAGUAAAUAUACAGUACAUGGAUUUGCAACAGAAUCGUGAUGGGCUGGUGAUACUUGCUGCAGCAUGGCAUCCUGGAGAUCGUCCAUGUCUUGUCUACUACACUCUGAUAACAGUAGAAGAUAAAGGCUACCAGAUGUCUGAUGACGUUGUUGUGGAGGUCACACAGUAUAAUCCAUCUUUUCAGUCAGAAGAGGAAGUGUUGUGCUGUCUGGUAGUCCCAGAUUACUUUAGUCAUGCUGCUUACCUCUAUAAGGAAGAUGAAGUGUUUGCUUGUUCCACUGGAACUGGAAGAAUUUCUUUACCACAGGAGAAGAUCAUAUUUGGCAUACAAGGAGAUAGCAUCUUAGGAGCAGGUUCCUGUACUAGCCUCCCCAUCUUCUUUACCAAAAAGAGUGGACUUAUCACUAUCUUGUCCAGGGAAAACAUUUCUGUGCUUCCUGAAGACCUUGAAGAUUCCCUGUCCUCUUCUGUUGCUGGACCAAGAAGUGAGAGUCCUGCGUUUGACACAACCAGUAGGCUAGAAAUCAUAGCUCAAGAAGACAAGACUAAACUACUGAAAGCUGCUUUUCUACAGUACUGCAGGAAAGAUGUAGUCAAUGCACAAAGCAUGGUAGUUGAGCUCUUUCCAGGUAAUGCAGAUCUGGAUUCUGAUGUUGAACUGGAUAAGGCAGUGACUCAGAUCAGUCUGGACUUAAUGGAUGAUUACCCUGCCUCUGAUCCAAGAUGGGCUGAAUCUGUACCUGAAGAAGCAGCUGGUUUCAGCAAUACAUCUCUCAUUCUUCUUCAUCAGCUAGAAGAUAAGACAAAAGCACAUUCCUUCUUCAUUGACUUUCUUCAUCAGGUUGGUGUAUUUGAGCGUCUGGGCAGUUUUCCAGUACGAGGGAUGCCCAUGGCAACUCGAUUGUUGCUCUGUGAGCAUGCAGAGAAACUGGCAGCAGCUAUUGUUCUCAAGAAUCACCACUCCAGGCUGCCUGAUCUAGUGAAUGCUGCUAUACUGAUAGCGUUAAACAAAAGGGAGUGUGACAUUCCACCCAGUCUUACCCCUGCAGAUGUGUUCUUUCGAGAGGUGUCCCAGAUAGAUUCCAUCUUUGAAUGCUUGCUAGAAGAAGAGGAACAAAUCCUGAAAGAUAUGCCUAUUGAAUCAAUUGAGUGGGCCCAGAUAGUUGUCAAUGUGAACAACAUCAUUAAGGACAUGCUACAAGCUGCCUGUCAGUAUCGUCAGUCUAGAGCCUCUUUAUAUAAAACAGGAGAGCUUCCAGAAAGAGAACCUGAAUACAUUCCAUGGACCGCAUCUAGCGGCGUUCGUGCAGCGAUAAUACGUCAGCAUGGAAUCAUUCUGAAGAUGGUGUAUCCCCAGGUGGACAGCAACCUCCGUAGCAUUGUGGCUGAACAGUUGGUGGCACUACUGGAUUGUUUUCUAGAUGGUUAUGUUUCUCAGCUGAAAUCUGUGGACUGCCCUGCUGAUCAAGAGAGAUACAGUAAUGUGGAAAUGGAAUAUGUGCAGAAAAGAGCAGAACUCCUGUCCCCUCUCCUUUCCCUGGGACAGUAUCAGAUGGCAGCUGCUUUAGCAGAGAAGUACUGUGACUUUGAUAUCCUGGUGCAAAUGUGUGAGCAGACGGACAACCAGGCCAGACUGCAACGUUACAUGAAUCAGUUUGCAGAUCAGAAUUUUUCAGAUUUCCUGUUUCGCUGGUAUUUAGAAAAAGGAAAGCGAGGGAAGCUGUUAUCCCAGCCUAUUGCUCAGCAUGGACAGCUGGCCAGUUUCUUGCAAGCUCAUGAGCAUCUGAGCUGGUUACAUGAAAUCAAUAGUCAGGAUUUCCAAAAGGCUCACAGAACGUUGCAGACUUUAGCAAAUAUGGAGACCCGAUACUUUGCAAAGAAGAAAACACUUCUUGGCUUGAGCAAAUUAGCCGCGCUAGCAUCUGACUUCUCAGAAGAUAUACUGCAAGAGAAAAUAGAAGAAAUAUCGGAACAGGAACGCUUUCUGUUACAUCAGGAGACUCUUCCUGAACAAUUACUGGCAGAGAAACAGUUGAACCUCAAUGAUAUGCCAGUGUUGUCUGCAUCUCAGCUCAUUGGUAUAUACAUAUGUGAUGAGAACAGAAGGGCCAAUGAGUAUGACUUCAAGAAAGCACUUGAUCUACUGGAAUAUAUCGAUGAGGAAGAGGAAGUGGAUGUAAACGAUCUUAAACUUAAAAUUCUCUGUAAGGCUCUCCAAAGAGAUGGGUGGUCCAGUUCAGAUGGUAAAGAUGAUCCAAUUGAAGCAUCUAAAGAUAGUAUAUUUGUGAAAAUAUUACAAAAACUAUUGAAAGAAGGAGUUCAGUUAAGUGAAUAUUUACCGGAGGUGAAGGACUUGCUGCAAGCGAACGAACUUGGCAACUUGAAAUGUAAUGCUUACUUCGAAUUCGUGUUAAAGGCAAACUAUGAACUCUACGUUCAGGGACAAGCAUGAUUCUCACUAUUUUUUUUGUUAAAUAUUUUUUUCUAAAGAACUGUUAAAUUCCUGUAUACUUUUUUAUGUUCUGUUCUUUUUUUUUUCCUAAAACUUUGUAAUAAAAUCUAUACGAGUAAUAUACUUGGUCUUACAUUUAUAGACAAUGGCACUUAAGUCAGGAGGGACAGAAGUGUGUUUUCAGGCAAAAGAGAAAGUUCUCUGUUUCUGUGCCUUUCAGAAACUUGCUGUUUCGUUUUAUGUCCUCAUUGGUAUGAGUCCUGCCUGAGGCUCAAAGAUGCAGAGACACAUGGGGUGAGAUGUGGGACCCGCUGCAGAAGGUGGAAACUUUCGCUCCCACUUCACUGGGGCUGUGAUUUCAGUUCAGAGAACGUACUGAAAGCAUUAAUGCUGGGUGACUGCCUGGCUUCCUGAAGAACCAAAUGAUCAUUCUGUAACAUAACUCUACUCCCCCUCUGUACAACGCUUUUUGCUGUAGAGGCUGGGAAAUUUCAAUUUUGCAUUAAAAGAUACGGGCACAAAAAGGAUAACUGGCUUGUCGCUGGGCACUCGGCUUGGCCGUGUCUGUGACAGAAAGGAAUAAAGCACAGUUCUCACUCAAAGUCCUCUGGUCCAGUAAAUACACCAUUCUUUCAGUUAGUAUCUGUAAGAUUAAACUUCUUCAAAACAUGUUAACAUUUUAUCUAUUUAGCUCUCAUUUAAGUUAUAUCCAGAUUUCUAGAAUACAUGUAAAAAUGAGAUUAACAGCUCACCAUGCAGUCAUUCACAGCAACUGCUUGGACCUAGGCUCAGAAGAAACCUAGAAAGCAGUUAGGAAAGUGUGGGAGUCCAGC
Molecule: messenger RNA, 5922 nt
Organism: Egretta garzetta (little egret)
Lineage: Eukaryota; Metazoa; Chordata; Aves; Pelecaniformes; Ardeidae
Gene: NUP133
Product: nucleoporin 133
Exons: 26
Coding region: 1907-5089 (1060 amino acids)
Biological process (GO): protein import into nucleus; transcription-dependent tethering of RNA polymerase II gene DNA at nuclear periphery; poly(A)+ mRNA export from nucleus
Cellular component (GO): nuclear pore outer ring
Molecular function (GO): structural constituent of nuclear pore; protein binding
Source: RefSeq, a predicted model, not a curated record